UCCAUUUCCGAAUCUAUAACCAACUUCAGUACUCCUCACACAUCAACUCCGAUAAUCAAUAGCCAACGCCAUCGCCAGCGCCACCGUCUCCUCCCUCUCUUCCACUCUGUUUUUGUUGCUUUUCAUCAAAUUCUCUUUCUCAUCCAAUUAUUCAUCUCAAAUUAUGACUUCCAACUUCGAUUGCUGCAGCUCCCUCGCCAGAAAACUCCAUCCUGGACCCAUCAAUCCCAUUCAUGUCCGAGAAUUUCGUAUUUUUCGACGCCGGAGACUCAAACAUUACCGCCAUGCGCACCAUCGCACCGCCUUCACCGUCCGAAGCCAGUCCAACCCCUUCGAAAGCCUUUUCCAUAACUUGGUUUCCCAAGUUACCACCGUCAAUUCCUUGGAGCUAAUAGCUCCAGCGCUCGGAUUCUCUUCUGGCGUUGCACUUUACCUGUCCAAUGUCGUCUCUUCCAAAAAAUCCGCAAUUUCGGAUAUUGGCGAAUGGAUUUUGUUGUCCAGCCCCACGCCGUUCAAUAGAUUCGUGUUUCUUCGCUGUCCUUCUAUAGCUUUCCCUGGAAGCGACACAAACCUUGUGGAGGAUGUGAGCGAGAGAUUGGUGAAGGAGGGCAGGCACUUUGUGAGGCUCAACAGUGGGAGAAUGAAAGCCACUACUGGUGAGGAUGAAAAGGAAGACAAAUUGACGUACCAAAGAUUGUGUAUAAGCACCGAAGAUGGUGGGGUAAUUUCAUUGGACUGGCCGUCUCAUUUGAACUUGAGGGAAGAACAUGGUUUGGACACUACGUUAUUGUUAGUGCCCGGAACCCCAGAAGGGAGCAUGGAUAGGAAUGUGCGGUUGUCUGUGACUGAGGCUCUUGGGCGAGGCCUUUUUCCCAUAGUCAUGAAUCCUAGAGGCUGUGCUGGUUCACCUCUUACCACUGCACGGUUGUUUUCAGCUGCUGACAGCGAUGAUAUCUACACAGCCGUUCAGUUUGUUAGUAAGGCAAGGCCUUGGACGGCAUUGAUGGCCAUUGGCUGGGGAUAUGGUGCAAACAUGUUAACCAAGUACCUGGCAGAAGUCGGUGAGAGAACACCACUUACCGCUGCAGCAUGCAUUGACAAUCCCUUUGACUUGGAGGAGGCCACCCAGACCCCUCCAUAUCACAUGGCCAUUGAUCAUGAUCUCACUGGUGGACUGGUUAAUAUUCUGAGAUCUAAUAAGGAACUUUUUCAAGGGAAAGCAAAAGGCUUUGAUAUUGAAACAGCUCUUGAAGCCAAAUCUGUGCGCGAUUUUGAAAAAUCAAUAUCUAGUGUUUCUCAUGGAUUUAAUUCUAUUGAAGAUUUCUACUCAAAGUCAAGCACAAGAAGUGUGGUUGGGAAUGUGAAAAUCCCUGUACUUUAUAUCCAGAAUGACAAUGGAUCAGCUCCAGUGUUCUCAAUUCCACGGAGUUUAAUUGUAGAAAAUCCGUUUACAAGUCUACUGUUGUGUUCUUAUUCGCCCUCUACUAUUAUAUCUAGCAUGAAACCUGUUCUAUCUUGGUGCCAGCAGUUAUCGAUUGAGUGGCUUACAGCGGUAGAGCUUGGACUCUUGAAAGGUCGUCACCCUCUUCUCAAGGAUGUUGAUAUUACCAUCAACUCUUCCAAAGGCUUAGCUCUCGUGGAAGGAAAAACAGUCGAAGAAAGAGGAAAAGUCAUCAGGCAACUAGGUUACAACGGGUCAGAUGCUUCAAGUGGGUACCAAUCAACAAGGUUUAUCAAGAAGAAACUUGAAGAGAGUCACAGCAGUAUCCAUACCGACCUAAUAUCUCAAAGUAACUCGCAGAGCAAAUCACAACUUGAGGAUAAAGGAUCUCUAGAAAUUGAAGUUGGGGUUUUAAACCAAACCAGCUCUAUUAGUGAAGACAUGGGGAAGAAGGACGGCGUCCAUUUGGAAGAUACUGAAAAAGGUCAAGUGUUACGGACAGCUGAAGUGGUUAUGAACAUUCUUGAUAUGACUAACCCUGGCACUCUGACAGAGGAAGAGAAGAAAAAGAAGAAAGCAGAGAAUACGGACAUGGAGGGGUGUAGUGAUAACGAAAGGAAGCUGGUCUUGAAUGCCGUGGGUAAAGGAGAGACAUUGAUGAAAGCUCUGCAAGAUGCUGUUCCGGAAGAAGUUCGUGGAAAGCUUACAACUGCUCUAUCUGGGAUAUUGCAUGCGCAAGGAUCGAACUUAAAGGUUAAUGAUCUAAUUGGUAGUUCUCAAAAAUCUAAUGCCACAUUAGAAUUAAAGAGAAAGACUGACGAGAAGGUCAGACACGCGGCAGAUGCUGAAGGUUCCUCACAAAUUUCUGCCCCUUUGCAUGAGAUGGGAGCUGUUAAUGAUGUUUCAGAUGGUUCUGAUAACUAUCAACCUACAGAGGACAAAUUUGUUGAGGAACUAGAAUCUGAGCCUCCUUCCUCUGAUAAACUCCAUAAGUCAAUCGACCAAAAUGGUUCUCAAGCACUUGGCAUUCAUGGUGAUGAUACUAUCAGUUCUAUAAGGAAGGAGACAAGUGGCUCUGGUAAUACUGAGUCGGGUGAUGAAUUUUGUUGGGAAAAUACUUCUCAGUAUCUUGUUAAUGAUGAGAAAAAACUGGACAUAGGUUUGAAGUUUGAACUUUCGAGCAAGGACGAACAGAUAAGUAACCACAAAGUUGUUAUUGGUGAUAAUCACAAAAACCAGGGUGGUGAAAUUGCUCAAUCAGAUAAGGAGGAAGAGAAUAAACCCAAGAAAAAUGAAGAGAAAGCUGUAGAUCCUUCAAGUGAUGAUAAGGCUGUUUCCUCUUUGACAAUAGAGGAAGCACUUUCAUCACCAAGGUCUACUUCAGAGGCCGAGACUAUACGUGUUGAACACAAAUACAACAAUGAUCAGAAGGAUAAUAAUAAUAAUAUACAACCUGUUGUAGAACCUACUAAGCCUGUCAUUUCUGAAUCUAAUGAUAACAACUUUAGCGUUUCUCAGGCUUUGGAUGCAUUGGAUGGGAUUGAUGAUUCCACCCAGGUAGCAGUUAAUAGUGUAUUUAAUGUAAUUGAAAAUAUAAUCUCACAGUUAGAGGGUUCAGAAAAUGAAGGUGAGGACAAGAAGACUGAUUCCUUAGUUGACAAUCAUUGCUCAGGUAAUAAUGAUGAAACGUCAUCAGGGAAGAUAGAAUGUGGUAACAUGGAUUUGUCUAGAAAUCCUGAAAGGGUAAGUGGUCGUCAUAUUAUUAAUAUCCCAGAGAAGAGAGGAGAUACAGAGCAUAAUGUUAGAAGUGGACAGGAAGAGGAGUUGACUUCAGACCUGGUCUCAAUUGAUAGAAGCUAUUUGAUUAAAUCUCAGUCAGCCCAAGCAGGUCAGGAGGGUAAUGACAAGGACAAACUCCUUGAUGAUUUGGAUGGCAACGUGGACUUGACUUCAACUGCGUAUUUAGGUUCUGUUCACGAUAAUUUUCUCUUGAACUACAUUACCCCAAACAUGCCUACUGAAUCACUUGAUAAGGAUACAACUACAGCUUUGUUGCUUGAUUAUAUUCCAGAAGAAGGCCAGUGGAGGUUUUUUGAACAGGGAAAUGAAAAUGGUGCUAUUUCAGCAUCUGAAAGAGUUGAUGGACAAUUGAAUGCCUAUGCAGAUGCAAAAGUGAAGAAUACUGUUGAUGUUAUUGAGCCACUUUAUAUGAUCUUGGACAUCGACAAUCAGCCAGAGCCAGUUGGGGAGUAUCAAACUACGAUAAACAGAAAGGAAGAGUUUGAGUUUAAUGGUGGACAAAAGGAUUUUAAAUACUUUGUUAGAACUAUUAUACAAGAUAGUUUGCAGAUUGAAGUUGGACGUAGAUUGAGUGCAGUUAACAAAGACUUAAAAUUGGGUGUUGACAGAGACAUCGAACAUGUUGCAAAUUUGUUGUCAGUGGCUGUUGGAUUCGGUUGUAGGUAUCGCCAAUGUUUAGGUAGUCAAAGUGACAGCACUGAUUCCAGUGCAGAGAAAAUGGGCACCCUUUAUGGCGAGCAGAUUAUUAGAUCAAUUUCAUCUUCUGUUCAGGAAACUGUUUAUUUGAAAAAAAUUCUUCCUCUAGGUGUCAUUAUUGGCUCUAGCUUGGCAGCUUUAAGAAAACAUUUCCAUGUGACUACACUGCAUGAUGAUAACCAGGGCCAAUGCUUGUUCACCGAUCAAGCUAAAAAAUCUGGUGAAAGAAAUCAUGGUGAAGCUAAUGGGAGAGAGCCCUCUCAAAAUGUUACACUGACCGAUAAAGUGUAUGAGGAAGGAGGAUGUGCUGAAAUGAGAAAUUUAGAUAAAGAUACUGUUGUGGUAGGAGCUGUCACAGCUGCUCUUGGGGCAUCUGCGUUACUGGUACAUCAGCAGAGUUUAUGUGAAAUGAACGGAACUACUGAAAGCUCAUUAAAGUGCAAGGAGAAUGAUAAUCUUCAGAAAGAGCCAGAAAGAAAUGAGGAGCAGAUAAUAUCUGAUAAGAAUCAUAACAUUGUUAGCUCUCUUGCUGAGAAGGCAAUGUCAGUUGCUAGUCCGGUGGUGCCAAAGAAGGAAGAUGGUGAAGUGGAUGAAGAAAGGCUAGUCUCUAUGUUAGCUGAAUUAGGAGAGAAGGGUGGCGUAUUGAAGCUAAUAGGUAGAAUGGCUUUACUCUGGGGUGGUAUACGUACUGCAAUGAGUGUGACUGAAAAACUUAUCUCAAUUCUUCGAAUAGCGGAACGCCCUUUGUUUCAGAGGCAACACCACCCUAUACGAUGCAUUUCCUAUCUUCUUGAAGACUUCCAUAGGUCCCUCAUAUUUUUUGAGGAGCUGCUGAGGCUUUGUCCCUCUGAACCGAGUUUGCUCUGCCUUCAGCUUGAUGAGGACUUGAUUUUUUGCUCGAAACUUGAGAGGACGCCGCUUCUUAUUAGCCCACUUCUUCAUUCCUUUGAGGCCUUCUCUGAGUAAGCUCGAGCGAAUCUAUAGUCUGCUUCUAGUCUUUCGAGAAGUUGUGAGCUUGUCCAUUUUUCCCUUUAUAAGGAUGAUCAAUAAUAUGAGACAUUAAGGAUUAAGGAUCGUCUUCCACUUACAAUUGUUGACGAAUUAGUUUGAGCGUUAAAACAAAAUGGGGCCACAUCCAAUUGGACCCAAUUCUUUUGUCUUGAUCAACUAAAUGGCGCAGAUACUCUCCGAGCAUACAAUUGAAUUGUUCUGUCUGAUCAUCUGUCUGAGGGUGGUAGCUUGAGGAUAUAUCCAGACUCUUCCCCAAGAAAGUAAAUAACUCGGUGCAGAAGAUACCAAUGAAUCUACCAUCCCGAUUACUCAUGAUGCUCGUCGAGACUUCCCACAACUUCGCGACGUACUUAAGGAACAACGAACAAAUGUGAUGUCAACUUGGCAGAACAUUGUUUGACAGUGAGGGUGAAAGUGGCAUACUUCGAGAAUUGGUCAAUGAUAACCAAGGUGGCCUUAAGGUCGCCCACCUUUGGGACACUCUCCCACGGUCUCGUCAAAACAAGCAAGGGUUCGAGAAGCCUAAAAACUUUUGCUUUCUCCACCUUAUCUUGCUGACAUAUGAGGCAUGUCUUCGUGUACUGCAUGACAUCGUCUUGUAUAUUAGGCCAAAAGUGGCCUUUUCUUCAACGGUGCAUAGGUCCUCCGCCACCCAAGAUGGCUGGCCUAGUGUCUUUUUCCUUAGAUCAAUGCCUCUUGGAACAUACAACCGGUUUCCUCUUGUCAAUAACAGGUCUCCUUCGACCCAGAAUUGACUUGUUUUACCGGAUUUUGCUGAAGCAAUAACAUCUUGGGUAGAGAGAUCAUUCUAAAUGAACUCUCUAAUAAUAUUGCACAUCGAUGCAUCAACUUUACUUGCAUGAAUGGGGGCUAGCACUUCACUGUACAUAACAUAACAUGACUUUGAAAUAAAAGCUUUGGAAAUAUCUGUUCUUUUCUUUAGAAAGGUCACUCACAAAAACUAAAACGUUUCCUUCCAACCUCCUUCUUAACUCCCUUCUCCUCACCUAAUGUUCUGUUAGGAGAGCUUCAACACUUAGAAUUUCCUUAUUACUUCCUUUGAACUCACAAGUUCUAUUUAUACCAAUCCUAAAAUGGAUUAGUCAUCCUUAAACUCAUCUUAGCUCGUCAGCUCCUACUUAAUGCCUUACACGUGUAAAUUUAAUAUUUUCUCUAAUCAUGCUUAACUCUAACCCAACACGUAAGAAGCUGACUAAUUCGAAUUAGUGAAUCAUCAUCUUGUCUCAACUUCUUUCCAUGUCUGGCUCUUUCUCGUUUAACUCUAACCCAACAUGUAAGAGCUUACUAUACUUCUCUUCUUGCAUUAUCUUGUCUUAGCACAUCGCUAGCUUUAUUACGUGUACUAUCCUUCCUCGCGUCGCCUAGCCAGAACUCAUGCUCCUUCCUCAGAAUGCUUAGUUAUUUUUAUAACUUCCUUCUUUACAGCCCCUCCACUUUAGAACCCGUAGUACUUAUUCUUAGUAAUUUACUACUUCCUACAAAAAUCCUUUUUUACGGCCUUUUUACUCCAGAACGCGGGCUUCACAACAGGAGCGUCAGUUACUAUUUCUACAAAUGAGUUUGCUAAGUUUCAGAUAUACCAGGAUUCAUUGUAAGUGUCAUCUUCCUCUACUCUUGUUGCAUCCACUAUUGACAUAGUUAGUACAAAGUGUCUCCUUACAUCAUCUACCAAAUGGGUCAUAGACUCUGGUGCCACAGCCAUAUGACAGGUAAUUCUCGCUUAUUUUCUAGACCAUUGUUCCCUGUCCCUUUCCCAUGUGUUACUUUGACAGAUGGCUCCACAUCUUUGUUCUUUGUUUUGGUAGGAUCCAUCAUACCCAUCUUGUUUGCCUAACCUAUCAUUUAAUUUAAUUUCUAUUGGCCAGCUUACUCACAACCUUAAUUGUUUGUUUAAUUUAAUUUCUAUUAGCAAGCCCAUUAGCCCGGCCCAACAAUUAUUAGGUUAUUAUUUUUCUUAAUUUUAUCUUUUCAAAUCUUUUUCACACAUUUCUCUCCACCCUCGAUUUCUCCAAAUUCUCGUCGCCAACCCUUAUUGCCUUAACUUGCUCGUCGGUCGUUGCUAACCCUCUCACUAGUCGUUGCCAACACUCUUGCUGCCUGUUUCUUUUUGUCUCUCUCUCUUUUAUUUUAUUUUUCUAUUUUUCAUGCUUUGUGGCCUGAUGGUGGAUAGAAUAUCAAAUCAAUGAUCAUAUAAUUUUUUUUUCAAUUAAAUCUUAUUUGGUUAUUUUUCUAUUUUUAUUUUAAAUUUAGUACGGCAGAGUCAUCUUCAAGUA
Cucumis melo (muskmelon) is the source of this 7242-nucleotide messenger RNA. RefSeq lists its product as uncharacterized. Gene Ontology annotation, cellular component: membrane. Lineage: Eukaryota; Viridiplantae; Streptophyta; Magnoliopsida; Cucurbitales; Cucurbitaceae. Bases 164 to 4903 code for a protein of 1579 amino acids. Gene Ontology annotation, molecular function: metalloendopeptidase activity; short-chain carboxylesterase activity; monoacylglycerol lipase activity. The record is from RefSeq and is a predicted model, not a curated record. Gene Ontology annotation, biological process: CAAX-box protein processing. The transcript has 10 exons.